GUAGCGCUGGCAAGCGUGCUCUGGAACAGAAAGCCCCGGGUUUUUGUGAGGCUCUCCGUGGAAGUCGGCUGGAUGGGUCGUGACGGGAUGAUGGGUAACCAUUGAAAAGCGGGAACUGAAGCCCAUGAACCUCCUAUAAAGCAGUGAAACUUGUAUUCCAUUACGUAGUGUGAACUGCGUGGAUUCCCUACGUGUGGGAUAGUGGAUCGAGUGAAAGACAGCAUACAGUAUAUGUUUUAGAAGUGAGGUUUUCGUUGAGACGCAUCGUCCUGACUUCGGGCCAGCUAUUUUGCUGGACGGGCAUUCGAAAUGCCGAAAAAUCUGUUCGAGAUGGCAAAAGUCGACGGAGAAACACGAAACAAGGAACUAUCUGUCGAUGGGCGUGACACCUCCAUUCUGAUGGUUGGCUCGAAAAGUGCGGUAAGUGUGAGAUGCACCAAUGAUAGACGAGCACCGAACACUGUGGAGAUUUCGUUUUGGACGGAUGCUAAGUUACACUGAAUUUCAGGGAAAGAGCAUCUUGCUGAACAGUUUCCUUGGCAGAACGGAUCCCGUGAAACCAACCCUAUCACUAGAAUAUUUUUACGCCAGGAAAAAAAUAACCAGUUCCUUCCAUGCGUCUGAGACACCAAAAAGUGUUUGUAGCAUUUGGGAUAUGCAAGGUGGUCUAGGAUUUUCAUCCUUGAUGGAUAUUCCUCUGAGAGCGUUGAAUCUGACAAACCUCACGAUAUUCAUCUUUUUGGACUUAUCACAACCCAAGAAACUUUGGGUAACUACUGAUGCUCUGAUAAAGCAAAUCAAAGCAAAGCUGAAGGCAGAGUUGUCAAGCAAUCCAGACUUGGCUGCCAAACUUGACGAACUUACAAGAAGCAGACUGGGCUUGAAUGAAAAUCCAGAUGAAAAGCGCAUGGAUCCAGUUGAGGUUCCUGUCGUCAUUAUUGGAGGAAAAUACGAUAUUUUUCAAAAUUUUGAACCCGAAAACAAGAAGUUGAUCUGUCGAACUUUGAGACACGUUGCUGUUUGGCUGGGCGCAAGUUUGUUGUUUUAUUCAAAUUCUGACCAGAACUUGAUCAAGAGAGCAAAAGAAUUCCUUGUUCAUCAUGCUUUUGGUUCACCGCUGAGCAAUCUUAUUUCGCAAGAUUACAACAAGCCGCUGUUAAUCCCUGCGGGAACCGAUUCAUUUCGUCAAAUUGAACCUUCAGGCGGAGAAAUCGGCUCCAGUUUUGAACUUUGGAAACAGGCUUUUGCCGCAGUUUACCCACCUGAGGAAACUGACACAUUGGAAUUGCCCUCCAAUCCUGCCACGAAUGAUUCAUUCAAAGAAUCAGACAUAGACUUAUUGCGCAAGCAGAAGGAUUUGGUACGAUUUAAUAUUCGUGUUAAAUUGAGAUGUUCAUCCAUAUUUGCGUUUUCUCUCCCCAGGAACUGAAACAAUACAAGGAAGAGUUGAAAAAUCGUGCAUUUUUGUUGUGAAGUCAUAUUUGUAUUUGUUCUGCGAUUAUUUUAAAUCUACGCACGCAUGAUGUGAACGAGGGUAAUAGUCGGGGAAAUCCUCUGCCUGGUGGGCUAUUCUCGAAAAAUCAAAUUUUCAAUUUUCUUUUCGCUAUACUGUAUAUCUCUUAUUAAAUACUUUUCGGCAUCUCGAAAGUCUCAUUAAAAAAUACUUUCUAAGUUUUCCUGAAAUUAACACAAAUCUGAAGAGUGUUCCUGAGCUGUUCUUUCUUCUUUUUUUCCCUCGACUACCCCUUGUAUUGCCCUGUCGAUCUCAAGUCUGGCUUUGAUCUUGAAAAGAGUUGUGAAAAAUCUCACACUUGUGAUGGCAGCACUAGUCAGAAUAUUUUGUUGUGUUUCAAACGAAAUUCACGCUUUCAUCAUAUUGAAAUUCGAAUAUCUGCGUUUCUUUUACUGAUAUUCUUGAGUUCAACAUUUUGAGAUGUGGCAUUAUGUAAGCAGGUGCAGCUUGUGAAAUUUUGACUGUAGCAAGUGAUAUUCGCCAGGUUCCAGCCAUGCCCAAAGUAGCGACGAAAGGACAGAAGCAGAUUUUUGAAGAAAAUCAGGAAACAUUGGCUUUUUACAGAAAAAUGUUAAUAGCCUCCAAUGCUUUUUAUCUGUUUAUAUCAUUCCUAAGGCGAGACACAAUGCCAUGGACUGAUAUCGCCUUCUUCAUAUUCUCCUCCCUCAUUUUCAUCGGAAGUUAUCGUUUCAUGGCGUAUAUGGCCAAAGCGAAAACAAGUCCGACUGGGCAACUGACCGAUGCUGGCACAGAUCUCAAUGUAUCUUCAGGAACGGCCGAGCACGUGAAGGAUAUAAUUAUCCUUACGAGCAUCUGCCAGUGCCUUUCCGUGAUCUCAAAUUAUUUCUGGCUGUUGUGGCUCUUGGUCCCGUUAAUGGCAUUUCGGUUGUUCUGGAAGUACAUUUUAAAACCGUAUUUCUUCCAACCAGUUCCCGUGGAAAAUGAAGAACGCAAUGAGAAGAAAGCUAAAAAAUUGGAGCGGAAAAUGGCGAAAGCGAAGUAUUAA
Messenger RNA from Notodromas monacha, 2519 nucleotides. Lineage: Eukaryota; Metazoa; Arthropoda; Ostracoda; Podocopida; Cyprididae. The record is from the annotation of a GenBank genome assembly.